This is a messenger RNA of Culicoides brevitarsis, 3087 nucleotides long. Its product is annotated as zinc finger E-box-binding homeobox 1-like. Lineage: Eukaryota; Metazoa; Arthropoda; Insecta; Diptera; Ceratopogonidae. The transcript is spliced from 4 exons. Gene Ontology annotation, biological process: regulation of transcription by RNA polymerase II. Bases 192 to 2840 code for a protein of 882 amino acids. Gene Ontology annotation, cellular component: nucleus. The record is from RefSeq and is a predicted model, not a curated record. Gene Ontology annotation, molecular function: zinc ion binding; DNA-binding transcription factor activity, RNA polymerase II-specific; RNA polymerase II cis-regulatory region sequence-specific DNA binding.
GUCAACAAACAGCGUCGAUUCGCACUAAAAUCCCAAAAAAACAACAAUUUCUGCAUAAAACCAGUAUUUAGAAUCCUGUUCCUGUCGUUUAGUGAAAAGAUGAGAUCGAGAUGCACGAAAAUAGUGCACUUUGAUUGAGAAAAUCGCGGAAAUUUGAACCAAGAGACGCUCGAAUAAUUUUUAUAUAAAAUAUGGGUGAAUAUCGCUGCGUGAAUUUUUACGAAUUGUGUCGCUUGUGCACCGCUAGUCAAGGCAAAAAAGUGCACAUUUUCUCGGAAGAGGGCAAGCAGAAGAGCUUGCAACUGAAAAUAAACAAGGGACUUUUGAUAAAUGUGGACGAAAAUGACAAACUCCCGAAAAUUCUGUGUACGACAUGUGUGCAGCAGGUGGAGACCAUCUACGAAUACAAAAACGGCUGUUUGCAAGCCCAAACGUUGCUCGAGGGCUGUUUGACGAGUUCCAAGCUGCGAAAUGGAGGUCAAGUUUACAUCAAAAGUGGAACGCCGCAGCAACAACAAGCCACUGUUGCAACUUUGGGCAAUUUAAAGAGCGAAGCACCUCCGUUGGCGCCCAGUUUCACGAUAACAGCGACGCCAAAAAUGACGACGAUGCCCACACAAGUCGCCGCUCCCACAAAUGUCAGUUCGGAUUUCUUGAGCAGCAUAAUUCAAGCGGUUGGGAUCCAAGCAAAUGAGGAACAUAACGAACCCACGGUGGUCCAACAACCAGCAAUGCCGCAAUAUACGCUGACAAUUGACGGACAAACGUUGAAAGCGAGUCCAAUUCAGUAUAAAGUUGAAACGACGCCGACUUUUAAUUUGCAACCGAGUGCGUCGACAAGUGCUGAUUCGACGGAAAUGUCCGGCAGCAUCUCCGUGGAUGAAUUUUUGAAGCUGAAAAGUACGCCGAAGAGCACGCGCAAAGUGCAACCCGUGAAUUUCGAGCUGAGUGGCAUGACAACGAACGUCACGAAAAAAGCAAAAAUUGAAUUAGACAAGAAACCGAAGAUAAAUCUCGUGUUAUCGACACCGACGAAGCAACAACAAACGAUACCAAUGACGAUUCCGGCUUCGAUGACGAACCAACAGCCGAAAACGAUCUCGUUGCAGCAACUUUUGCAAUCGGCCAAUAAGCAACCGCAGCAGCAGCAACAACAACAACAACCGCAAACGUCAAUGGUGCCGCUAAUCAUCAAAAGUGACGGCACAAUUGAAGCCAACAACCAAAUUUUGUCCCAAUUAAUUGCGAAUAACGAGUUGACGCCGACGAAACAACCACCGCAACCGCAAUACACGCAGCCCGCACAACAGCCAACCACCUACGUUCAACUCAAAAUCCAACAAAACCCCGAUGGGCAGCCCACAGUUCAACUCAUGCCGCAGCAAAUCCCCCAAACGGUCCAACUUUCGACACAAGCAUUCCAAAAUCUCAAUAUUCAGCAACAAAUUCAGCAGCAAAUCCAGGCACAGCUCGCCGCACAAGCCCAGCAACUGCAGCAACAGCAACAAAGUCAAGUUCAGAUCACGUCGCAGCAACUUCAGACGGCUUUUAAUCAAGCAGCAGCACAACAACAACAACAACAACAGCAGCAACAACAACCCACCAUAUCGAUCGCGCCAUCGCAACAAGCGCACAUUAUCCCGCAACAAAUUCAAACGACGCCCCAGCAACAAGUCUCGGUCGACACGCAAGUCUCCCAAAGUGACAUCACGAUGGAAGCAACUUCCUUCGAGGAGCCCGAAGACAAGCCAGUGACCGUGAAAAGAAAUUACGGCAAAAAACCGAAGGAAACGCCACGUCCUGCCACCCAAACAUCACAAAAGCCGCAACAACAAACGACCGCGACACCACCGACUGUCACACAAACCGCGCAACAAUCGCCGCCGAAGCAGCAAGACAACACCGGAAAUAAUUCCGACACAGAUGCGCCGCCAACGAUCGAGUCAAUGAUGGCGCAACAACAAAUGCAGCUCAUUACGGCGAUUAAGCACGAAGGAAAUGAUCCGCCGGUGACACUGACGACAUGCGAUGUUUGCAAGAAGGUCUUCAAACGGAAGGAACAUCUCAUGCAGCAUUUGAAAUCGCACGUGGGACUGAGACCGUUCAAGUGCGAGGAGCCCGGUUGCAAUAAAUCGUUUAGUCGGAAGGAGCAUUUGUUGCGACAUGUUGUCAGUCAUACGGGAAAGAAGAUGUUUUCGUGCGAUUUGUGUCACAAGUUCUUCUCGCGCAAGGAUAAUUUGAACAAGCAUCGACGUACUCAUCCCGAAGUCGGCGGAGACAACGUCAAAGGCAAGAAGGAAAAAGUUCAAGAAGGCGCCGAAACGAAUCCAAUCGUAACCAAAAUUAAAGCCCGCAAAGCAAAACAAACAAAGCAAGACGGUCUCGAAGAAGGCGAAGUUGUCCCGCAAUCACAGCAGCAACAACAACAACAAUCGCAACAACUCCUGCCGCAACCCACGUACCAGCCAAUUAAGAUCACACAACCCUCAGAUACUCUCACGCAGAUGCAAAGUCAACCGAUUCAGAUCCAAAUGACAUCCACCGCCACACCCAGUAACACCGUACAAACGAUCGGCACGUCGCAACCGCAAAUCCUGCAGCUGCCGUGCAUCGUGAGCACGAGCCAGGGGCAACAAGUACCAAAUAGUCAGACGCAGCAAAUUGCGUACACGACAAACCAAACGACGACGCAAGCCACCAAAACGACAUAUAUCAAGGCCGUGACAUCGGCAGACGGCAACACGUUGUACACGAUACCGCUGAUGCAGCAAUCCAACUACAUCACGACAAAUGCGCAGGGUGAAUUACAAUUGGGCGGAUUCAAGAUCGAAAAUAGUUAAAACUUUUAAUUUUUUUUUUCUGUGAAAAAAUUUUUUUAUGUGUUUUGUUUCCGUGCCAUUUCUUUAAUUGUUUUUUUAAAAUUUACUCUGGAAUCAAGUAAAAUGACGUAAUUUUGCUCUCUCUUGCCCUAAUUUUAUCAAAGAACUUGAUAAAUAUUUGUUGUCGCAUUUUUCAGACAUACAAAAAAAAAACACACAUUUUUCCUAUUGCUGUAAAUUUCUCUAUAUUAAUUAAUUACUCUGUAUG